CCAUCACUGCACUUUCUCAGGCUGUUUUUCAGCGUUGAGCAGGUGAAACACGCAAUGGUUCUGCUCUUUGAGCUGAGAUUCUUUGGUUUGUGGAUGCUUUGGUGGUGCUGUUUGGUCAAAGGAUCUAGAGGAUGUCAAAUGCAGUAUGUUGGCAGAAGCAACUUAACCACUGAGCUUCAGUCUGAUGUUCUGCUGCCAUGUAUCUUUAAACCAACCCUCCUCGGAUCAAACAAGACUGCAGAUAUAGCAGCAGUGUGGAGUCAGGCAAUUAUACCUUCAGAUAAUCUAGUGGAGAUCAAUCUGCAGGGUGAAGUAAUGUUCUGGAAUAACAGAGGUGGACGUAUUAAGACGUUCCCCAAACUCUCAGAAUCUGGAAACUUCUCCAUCCUCCUCCGUAAUGUACAGCAGUCUGAUCUGGGUCUCUACCGCUGUGAGCUUCAUGAGGGAAUCAACUGCAUGAUCGCCUAUCAGGAAGUGCAGCUUGGUCUUGCUGCUGUUUCUGAAUACCAGAAAGCCAUCAUAGCAGGAACAUCAGGAGGAGCAGUAGUACUGCUACUGUUCACAGCAUGUGUUUGCUACAUAGCGAGUAAACGCAAAAGAGACACAGAAGAAGAGGCUGUUUACGAGAACGACAUGGAGCUCAGAACAAUGAGGAGCACCAGCAGAGGGCGCUGUGAGUAUUUCAAUAGAACUGAUACGACUGUAAGAUGACUGUCUCUGGUAUCUGGUAGGUGUGGUCUAUUAUUGUGAUUGGUAGGCAGGUGUUCACAAGUUUGGAAUAAUUUGCCAUUUUAACAGUUUUUGUCAUUUUAUACUCAAUAAUAACUUAUAGAGUGCGGACCUAAAUAUGACUGUUUAAAUAUUACUAUGCUCCAAAAUGUACACACUUAAAAAUGAUGGUUCUUUGUGUUCUUUAGUAAGGAACAUGGUUCCAUAUAGAACCAUGAACA
Molecule: messenger RNA, 950 nt
Organism: Colossoma macropomum (tambaqui)
Lineage: Eukaryota; Metazoa; Chordata; Actinopteri; Characiformes; Serrasalmidae
Exons: 6
Coding region: 55-711 (218 amino acids)
Source: RefSeq, a predicted model, not a curated record